Molecule: messenger RNA, 1934 nt
Organism: Sinocyclocheilus grahami
Lineage: Eukaryota; Metazoa; Chordata; Actinopteri; Cypriniformes; Cyprinidae
Gene: dph1
Product: diphthamide biosynthesis 1
Exons: 14
Coding region: 65-1558 (497 amino acids)
Biological process (GO): protein histidyl modification to diphthamide
Molecular function (GO): 2-(3-amino-3-carboxypropyl)histidine synthase activity
Source: RefSeq, a predicted model, not a curated record
UUGCGUCCUUGGCAUAAAAUGUUUGAAAACUUUUUCCUUGCGUCUCAAUACAUCGCUCAUAUCGAUGGUAUCGACACUUGAUUUGCUCACAUCAGCUCUGUGUUCGAUGAGUAAUGCCUUGUUCACUCCACGUGCACUUGUUUGGGGAAAGAUGGCGGCUCCCACUAGCGAUAUUGAAGCGGUCGCUGCGAAAAAACCAAAUGUGCGAGUACCGAGGAGAGUGGCCAAUCAUAUUCCUGACGAGAUCCUCAAAGAUCCAGAGCUCAUUGAGGCCAUUAAGGCUUUGCCAGCUAACUACAAUUUUGAGAUCCACAAAACAAUAUGGAGGGUGCGACAAGCCAAAGCCAAGAGAGUGGCCUUGCAGUUGCCCGAGGGUCUGCAGAUGUUUGCCUGUGUGAUCGCUGACAUCAUUGAGAGGUGGGUACCGCAUACACUCACGCAGCGCUCCUCUGGACUGUGGAUGCACAUCCUUGUGGCCUUGCAGUUGCCCGAGGGUCUGCAGAUGUUUGCCUGUGUGAUCGCUGACAUCAUUGAGAGAUUCACAGAGGCGGACACUCUGGUGAUGGGAGAUGUGACAUACGGGGCCUGCUGCGUGGACGACUUCACUGCCCGCGCUUUGGGAGCUGACUUCAUGGUGCAUUAUGGACACAGUUGUCUCAUCCCCAUAGACUCCACUGAGGGCAUCAAGAUGCUGUACGUGUUUGUGGACAUCCAGAUUGACACUGCCCACUUCCUGGACACACUCAGGUUCAACUUUCCCCCUGGCCACUCGCUCGCCCUCGUCAGCACCAUCCAGUUUGUGGCUGCUUUACAGGCAGCCAGUGCAGAGUUGAAGCCAGAUUACGAGGUGUUGGUACCUCAGUGUCGGCCGCUUUCUCCUGGGGAGAUCCUCGGAUGCACCUCGCCUCGUCUGGAGAAACAUGUCAAUGCCAUCAUUUAUCUUGGAGACGGAAGAUUUCAUUUGGAAUCCAUCAUGAUUGCCAACCCAGAUAUACCAGCCUACAGGUAUGACCCAUACAGUAAAGUGUUUUCUCAAGAGUAUUAUGACCAUGAGGCAAUGCGGACCACCAGACUGCAGGCCAUAGAGAGCGCCCGCUCAGCCCAAAGAUGGGGCCUCAUCCUAGGCACCCUUGGCCGUCAGGGCAACCCCAAAAUCUUGGAGCACUUAGAGUCUCGAUUGGAGUCUUUGGGCCGUUCAUUCACACGUGUGCUCCUGUCUGAGAUUUUCCCCGGUAAGCUGGAGCUCCUGGCAGACGUGGACGCGUGGGUGCAGAUCGCUUGUCCUCGCCUCUCCAUCGACUGGGGAACGGCUUUCUCCAAACCCUUGCUGUCUCCAUAUGAGGCAGCAGUAGCGCUGCAGCAGGUGGGAUGGCAGGAGGUGUAUCCUAUGGAUUUCUAUUCCAAUCAGAGCCUGGGGGCCUGGACUCCAAAUCACCCAGACAACCAACCAAAAAGGCCUUCUCGCAAACUCAUGCAGAAGGCGGGUUCAGAUGUCGGUCAGCAGAUGAGGAGAUGUUGCCGUGAACAGAGCGCCUCCUGUGGCUGCCAGCCGGAAUAGCACGGCCAACCACAGAUCACUGUGGACAUCUGCAGGAGACAAGCGAGCCAAUCAGAUCUCACUAUUGACAUCACAGCCCAACACACUUCAUCAAAUCAACCCUCAGUUGACACGAGACAGUGAGAGAGAGAAAACACAAGUGAGAGAGAAAGAAAAGGAGCUGCCAGCCACUUUGCAUAAGUGACCUUCAUCCUUUCAAAAUUACAGCGGGAAAUGAGAGCGUGUUCAGAAUUAUUCUUCUGCAGAGGAAGAUAAUACUCAUUCUGAAUUCCAGCUCUGACUUUUUUUAUUUCCCAUUAUGCCGGGAUGAGAGAUUCUCCAACAGAAAGGAGCUCUUUGAAUGUCUUGUACAGAAUGUGUUUUAGUUACGCGCAAA